CCGGUGUCCUUCGGCGCCCCCCAGUGGUCAUGACGGGAUAUUGUACUUGGAACUUCCUGUAUCUGUAAAGGGUGGGACAGCGGAAGCGGCAGCUCGCAGCGCUGACAUAUUCAUUUUUUGCCUGCUAGAUUUGGGACAUAUUGUACCAAAAUGCCGGCUUACCACUCAAGCCUGAUGGAUGCAGACACCAAACUGGUGGGGAAUAUGGCGUUAUUGCCCCUUAAAACACAGUUUAAGGGUCCUGCUCCUAAAGAAACCAAAGACACAGAUAUUGUCGAUGAGGCCAUCUACUACUUCAAAGCCAAUGUUUUCUUCAAGAACUACGAAAUUAAGAAUGAGGCGGAUCGAACUUUGAUCUACACCACUCUUUACAUCUCUGAAUGCCUCAAGAAGCUCCAAAAGUGCAGUUCAAGGGGCCAAGGAGAGAAGGAGAUGUACACACUGGGAAUUACCAACUUUCCCAUCCCUGGAGAACCUGGCUUCCCUCUGAAUGCAAUGUAUGUUAAACCCACCAACAAACAGGAAGAAGAAACGAUGAGGGCUUACCUGCAACAAAUCCGACAGGAGACAGGACUGAGAUUGUGUGACCGUGUGUUCGACCCUCAGACAGACAAACCAAGCAAGUGGUGGGUGUGCUUUGUGAAGAAACAGUUCAUGAACAAAAGUCUGUCUGCGCCUGGCCAGUAACAAACCUCUCAGGAUCUCCCUUGGUACUUCUGAGUAGGAUGUGGAUGGAUUUUUUCUUCAACAACUGUUUUUUUUUUUCUUUUUUCUUUAAUGUGUAUGCGAGCGUGUUUAUUCUGAUUCUGUUUUUUUACUGGUGAUAUCAAGCAUUUGAUUUCCAGCCUGUCAUGUAAAGCAGGAGCAGAUCAAAUAAAAAUCUAUUGAAGAGAAA
Messenger RNA from Megalobrama amblycephala (Wuchang bream), 895 nucleotides. RefSeq names its product actin related protein 2/3 complex, subunit 3 (gene arpc3). The transcript is spliced from 7 exons. Gene Ontology annotation, biological process: regulation of actin filament polymerization; Arp2/3 complex-mediated actin nucleation. Gene Ontology annotation, cellular component: cytoskeleton; Arp2/3 protein complex. Gene Ontology annotation, molecular function: actin filament binding. Lineage: Eukaryota; Metazoa; Chordata; Actinopteri; Cypriniformes; Xenocyprididae. Bases 151 to 687 code for a protein of 178 amino acids. The record is from RefSeq and is a predicted model, not a curated record.